Molecule: messenger RNA, 3681 nt
Organism: Lodderomyces pseudojiufengensis
Lineage: Eukaryota; Fungi; Ascomycota; Pichiomycetes; Serinales; Debaryomycetaceae
Exons: 1
Coding region: 1-3681 (1226 amino acids)
Source: RefSeq, a predicted model, not a curated record
AUGAGUUGCAAUACACCACCACCCCCAUUAACUGAUGAAGAUAUUGAGGAAAUAGUUGCAAAAAAUCAAAUGAAGAAAGAUAUCUUGUUUGACAUUAUAAAAUCAAAGAAAGAUCAAAUUGAGGAAUUAAUCAAAUUUUUACCAAAAAUCACCAACAACAACAACAACAACAAAUCUAAAAACGACAAACAAAUGGACGGGAUGUAUUUUCCACAUUAUCAACUUAUAAAUUUUGAAUCUUUAUCCAAAUCAAACUUAUUUAUUUUUAGCAAAAAUAUUGCCAAUCUAACUGGUUUAAAUUAUCCUUUUAUUUUUCAAAAUAAUUUCAUUUCAUUAUUUCAAGAAGUUGGAGAAAAUUCAUUAAGACAAAUAAAAAUGGUCAUUGAAACUAAAAAACACCUUCAUUUACAUUCAAAUGGAAGAGUAUGUGCUAUAAUAAAUGAGAAAUUUGGAGAUGCAAAAAUUGAAAAUUUAAAUCUUAUAAGUAAUAAGAUGAUAGAUGAAGAUAGCAAAAGCCGUACUAUUGACUUUGACAUUAUAUAUCAAAAUCACGUGAUUAAGAUAAUAAAUAUCUAUUUUCCAAAUAAGAACACUGAUAAUAUCAGACUUACUCAAAUAAAAACCCUAAGAGAAGAGUUGAAAAAAUAUGAUACAUUAAAAAUAUUCACUGGGGAUAAAAAUUUGGACUUAGAAUCAAUUAAUAAAAGCUUAAAUUCGGAAAUUAAAGAAUUGAAAUCUAUAGCUGCUGAAAAUCAAUUUGAAAAUUUAUCAUGUUUAGUGAAUCAAGAUGAAACUAUAGUUACAAAUUUUAAUUCCCAUUCCUAUCAGCCUGACUUAUUCUGGGUUUCAAAAUACUUAUACAAUUCUAUUGGAUAUAUUGAAUUUGGAUUUGACAAAAACUCCAGUCAUAGUUUUAAUAGAUAUUAUUUUACAAAUGUUAAUGGUCCGUUAAUCAAUUUAUCUAAUAAUACAGAAAAUGAAGAAAUUUUAAGAGAAAGAAAUAGAAAAGCGGGAGAGAAAAAUAACUUGAAGACCAAAAUUAAAAAAUUAAAGGAUGUGAAUGACAAAUCUUUAAAUUCAUUAAAAAAGUAUGAAAAAGAUAAAAAUGAAAUCAAUAAAAAUAAUGAAAAUAGUGAUUUACAAAUUCAACUUCAAAACCUAAAUUCAAAAAUUGAUUUAACGAAAAGGUCAUUAAAUGCAUAUUCAUUACAAUUACCUGAAUUAGAAAACGAUUUCAAGACUUUAUCAGAUGAGAAGCAGAAUUUAAUUGAUAAACUUAGAUCGGGUUUUAAUAAAGCUGUUAUUAGUAAAUUGGAAUAUUUGUUGAUUCAAUCUUUGAAUCUUAAUACAGUUAAUGCAUCAUUAUCAAAGCUUUUUGACAACUCAAUUCAUUCAAGCAAUAAAAGAAAAUAUGAAAGCAUGAAAGACGAAUCUAAUAAGGUUGAUCAAUUAUCACCAUUAGAAGGGCAUACUAGUACUGAUAAUAAAACUGAUGCAAUAGAUGUUGAAACAAAUACUACCAGCAAAAAAAUGAAGAAGAAUUUGAAAAGAAAUAUUAAAUAUCAACAAAUAACAACAUUUCAUGAUGAAUCAGUUUCCGAUUCUGAUUCAAGUACAGACUCAUUUAAUUUUACAAAUUCGAAACCAAGUUUAACUUCAUCAACAGGAUCUAAUAAUUUGGAAGUAUCAAAUUCAAAUAGAAUCAAUAUUAAACCAAGAUCAAUUAAAAAAGUUUCAUUAUUUGAUUCAGAUUCAGAUUCAGAUUUGGAAAAACAGACAGGGUUAGGUGUAGACCAAGUUGCAGUUACAGGUUCAAUAAAAACUUCUGAAGUAUCUAACAAAAUACAAAUGAAAAGAAAUCAAAAAUUUGAACAAGUAACAACAUUUAAUGAUAAAUCAGAUUCAGACUCUGAUUCCAGUAUAGAUGUAGUAGAUUCAGCAAGAUCAAAUUUAAAUUCAAACGCCAGUUCAAACCUAUCCAACAAGUCCAAUAAUUUGGAAGUAUCUAAUUCAAACAAAGUUAGUAUUAAACCUAAACCAACUAAAAAAAUUUCAUUAUUUGAUUCAGAUUCAGAUUCAGAUUCAAAUACAAAUACAAAUACAAAUACAAGUACAAAUGCAAGUACAAAUACAAAUACAAAUACAAAUACAGAUUCAGAUUCAGGUUCAACUUUAGAGGGCUUAAACACAGUACAUCCUAAACAAAUUAAAGAAGAUUCAAGAGAUAAUUUUAGUUCUUCAACAAAUGCAUCAUCAUCCGAAUUUUUCAAGGAAGAUUUAGAUAUUUUUGAUGAAGAAAGAGUUGAUGAAGGAUUUGAUUCUAACCAGGGAAUACAAUUGUAUAUAUUAAUAUAUAUUAUGAAAAGGUAUCAUUUGGAGAAAACUCAAAUUGGAGUCACUAGAUUAAGAAAUAUAAUAAAUGAUCUUGAAAAAUUAGAUAUUUAUGCAAAAAAUUUAUUUACUGAAAAUAAACUUUUUAGAACAUUAAAGAAUUUGAAAAAAUCACAAUCCGUUAAUUUUGAUAAAGAUGAUUUCAAAAUGACUUUCAAAGAAGAAUUUAUUGACACUAAAUUAAUUAAAAGAAAAGAAGGAGAUAUUAAUGUGUCAUCUGGUGGUAGUACUUUUUUUGUUCACGAAAUAGUUAACAUUGUGAGAUUAUUUAAUAAGGUUGGUUGUAACUUUAGAUCAAUUAGUAAAACUUUGAAUAAAUUAUAUGCCACUAAAAGAUUUGAUGCAAAUGGUAUACAAAAACAACUUGAGUCUCUCAUUAACACAAACCAAGUCAUUAAUUCAACCGAUGAACAAGAAACAAAUUUAGUUAGAAUUGAAGCUUUAAGAUUUACUAGAAAAUUUCUUGGUAAUGCUAUUAUCAAUGUAAAUCCAGAAGAUGAAGAGUAUGAAUUACUUAAUAUAGACUCAAUUACCAAAACUAAAAUAUUUCCCGUCUUAGAUGUCAAUUAUGAAAUAGAUCCAAUAUUACCGAUUGAAGGCAUCUUUGAAAAAAUUCAUAAAAAAAUACCUAAUAGAGUUAAAUUACAUAAAGAUGUUGUUGCUCACGUUAACAGUCAAAUUCAUAAUAAAGUUGAACCAAGGAGGUACAAAUGGAAAGGUUUUCCGAUGACAGAUGGAUUAACUCAACACGCAUUAAGAUCAUUAUGGGGUAGAAUUAAACAAUUUCACUAUAAAUUCGACCCAGAAAAAGGCUUAUAUGUAGAAAGAGAUGCAGAAGAAGUUUAUGGCUUGAUCAGAGAAAGUAGAUUAUCAAGAAACAAGGAGACUGCUUUAGUGGAAGGUGAAUUUGAGUGGAGUCAAGAAUUUGAGGUUCUACUUCUUAAAAGUAUUGAUCAACAUAAAAAAGUAGAUGGAACACCAGAUUUUCCCAUGAUCCGACAAUUAUAUUUCAAGGAACUAAAAUUAUCACAAAUUAGAGCCAAAUAUAGAAGGUUAUGUCUUAAACAUGGUGAUUUAAGUUGUGAUGAAAUAUCGAUCAUCUAUGAAAUGAUGUCUCAAUAUCUUGCUUCACCAGGAGAAUUUCAAAUAAGAAGAAACACAAGUAUUUUUGGACUAAUUACAGAUCAAAUCAAAAAAAAGUUGAAUAUUCUUAGACUUCCACGUACCGCAGAACAAUGGUGGUUAAAUUGUGGUUUGAUGAUUUACAAUUUUAGAGAAGAAGAUGAAUGA